CAUGAUGCCUCUGUUGAACAAAAUGAGGCAUGCGCAAUCCACCAAAACAUUGAAAUCUAUCGUUCCCGGACCUUUCCCCAGCCGCAUAAUAUAAAGCUUGUUUUAACAUUCGUCGCAUGUUUGGAUUUAAAAUUAAUCAAACUGAUGGCUAGCCAGAAAUGCAAAGAGAGCAUAUUACAAAUAAUUGACCAACUCCGACAACGGAAAGCACGACCAGAUAUUGUGCGAAUAUGUCACAUGGCAGCCCGCAAGCAUGGAAUGAAAUGGCAAGAGACGGAGUCACAUUUGGAAAAAUUAGUAGAGUCGGGAACAGUUGUUAAAGUGGAUUAUAAAGGGAACGUGAGCUACAGAAACACGACUAAAUGGAAGAAAACCCAUUCGUGGAAAAAAAUUGUUCAUUCCGAUCUUGUGUGUAAAAAUAUCAUUUCAGCGGUUCGAGAAAUUGCGCAAAAUUCUCUAGACAGAGGCGCAUCUGUGAAAGAGGUGGAUCGGUGGCUUAAUACUAACACGCCAGAGCCACACCUAGAGCGCAAUCAGAUCCGCGCCGCUUUGGAUAAAGAAGUGGAGAAUGGACAUCUUAAAAAGCUUCCCAAUGGAAACUAUAUCAGUAGCGAAAGUAGUAACCCGGAAAAGAAAAUCGCUGAAAAACCCUCCACCUCUGUUACAAGCCCUGGUAAACGAGGCCGUCCACCCUCGAAACGCAAGAAGUUCAAGAAAACUCAUGGACCUGAUUUUGAGACACUGUCGUUUGGAAAGCGUUCCAUGGAGGACUCGUCAUGUGAUUACUGUUUGCAGACCGAACCAAUUAUUCGCAAAGAGUUCAAAGAAGGAAUUUUAGUCUGCCAGGACUGCAACGCCAAAGCUCACCCGUCAUGUAUGGGAUACAACUCUAUCCUCGCUAAGCGCGCUCUCCAAUCCCCAUGGCAGUGCAUCGACUGCAAGACUUGCACCGUUUGUCUGGACUCCGGCGACCCCGAUAUGAUGCUAUUUUGUGACGCCUGUGACAAGGGAUAUCACAUGAACUGUCACGAACCAGCCAUAGAAGAAAAACCACAAGGUAAAUGGGAGUGUCAGACUUGCCAAGAGACGGGUGCAGUGCGUGCCUCCAUGGAAGUUGAUGAAGUCAAUGAUAUCGCAGACGACAGUCGAGACGAAAACAACACAUCUUGCUUACCCACUCCGUACGAGUCUGCAGCAUCUUCCGAUGAUGACAAUCGCAGGGUCGAGGUUAAGAGAAGAUCCGAAGAAGGGUCGCCAUCUGAUCAGAAGAAGGUGUACUACCCUGACGCAUCCAAGUGGGGAGUUGAUGAUGUUGCAAGAUUCUUUAUAAACCUUGGAUACAAGGAUCAGGCAGAAGCUCUCCAGGAGCAGGAGAUCGAUGGGCAGUCUCUAUUAUUGAUGAAGAGGAGCGAUGUAUUGAUUGGAUUGUCAAUCAGGCUGGGCCCCGCCCUCAAAAUGUAUCAACACGUUAUGAAACUGCAGCUGGUGGGUGUAGACACCGUGUCCAACUGACUGAAAUACGUCUUUGAUGAAGAUGAAUGUGAUACAGUACUUUAAGUUGUACCAUUGAAAAUCCACCUUACUGUGUUGGCUAUAAUUUGCAGCAUGAAUAUUCACGGAUAGAUAACGUUUUACUAAAGAAACUAAACCUCAUUUUGCAUACAUCAAGAAUUUAAAUGUACAUCCAUUUUGCAUCUCAGGUUUUUCUGUAUUUAUUUACGUUAUUGUCAUCUAAUGAAGCGGUUCGAAAUCCCAUGCAUUUUUUGUUUUGUUUAGCUUUUAUCAUUUCUAUGCAGACUUAACAUGUUGGAUGAAAUCCGUAUCAUCAGUUAUUAUAGUCUUUUCAUUCCAGUCUAAUUGUAAUCUGAAUCGUGUUGAAAUUGAAAUCUUGUAUUGCUAGAACAAAUGGAAAUGUAAUGUACAUGUUGGUCUAUUUAUUAUUGCUAUUGUCUAUGAAGUUGCCUUUUUGCAUCAAAUGUAAUGAUUUAAAAAUAGUAUGAAUAGAUUACUGUACAGUGUUGAGUUAUAAAAAGCUGCUUUGACUAGUUUACUAAUAAAAACUAUUCUGGCUUUUAAUAAA
Ostrea edulis (European flat oyster) is the source of this 2080-nucleotide messenger RNA. RefSeq names its product histone acetyltransferase KAT6B-like. The record is from RefSeq and is a predicted model, not a curated record. Gene Ontology annotation, molecular function: DNA binding; protein binding. Lineage: Eukaryota; Metazoa; Mollusca; Bivalvia; Ostreida; Ostreidae. Bases 145 to 1512 code for a protein of 455 amino acids. The transcript is spliced from 8 exons.